Molecule: messenger RNA, 139 nt
Organism: Funneliformis geosporum
Lineage: Eukaryota; Fungi; Glomeromycota; Glomeromycetes; Glomerales; Glomeraceae
Source: the annotation of a GenBank genome assembly
UCUUGCAGUAGGAGCCGGUUGGGAUAUUUUGGAACUAUGCGAGGGAUGGGGCAUAUGCGUUUUUCCAAAGCCUAUGGGUAUCAGCUUCGGUUGUAGUCUUGCAGUAGGGCCACUGAAUAUUUUAUAUUUUACCAAUUGA